UGUUUCCGCCGGUGGAAAAUUUACAUAACGUAUAUAAAGUUUAUAUCAAGUUAAUGUUUGAGUGCAACUAAAACUUAAAGCAGAUAAAUUGACCCGGGGUCUGGUGCGUGGCUCCUGCAGCAGAUGCCCGCAGGUCUGCAGGCCGUCUGAGAGCAGCUGUCGGCGGGACCACAGCCGGACUGUGACCGCGGACCUCUGGACUCUGCAGCCGUGAAACCUCCGCAGCUUUCCUUCAGUUUCUGCGUGCAGACAUGAAGAGGAGACUCCUGCUGGUGUCCAACUCCACCCUGCACGGCAGCGGGUACCUGGACCACUGUCAGCAGCACAUCUCACGCUUCUUCGGAAAAGAUGUGAAGCGGGUGCUGUUUGUUCCGUACGCUCUCCACGACAGGGACGCCUACACCAAAACCGCCAGAGACAAGUUUAAGACUCUGGGUUACGAGGUGGACGGCAUCCACGAGGCCCCGGACCCCGUCGACGCCGUCCGGAAGGCUGAGGGUAUUUUUAUAGGAGGAGGAAACACUUUCCGGCUCCUGAAGAGUCUCUAUGACAACAAGGUGGUGACGGAGAUCCGGAGGAGAGUCCUCGAGGACGGCGUCCCAUACAUGGGCUCCAGUGCCGGCACCAACGUGGCCACCGUCAGCAUCAACACCACCAACGACAUGCCCAUCGUCUACCCUCCGUCCUUCUCCGCCAUCGGCCUCGUCCCCUUCAACAUCAACCCGCACUACCUGGACCCCGACCUCAAAAGCCGCCACAUGGGGAAGACGCAGCAGACGUGCAGCAGAGGGCCGUGAAGACCAGGAUCCAGAUCGUCUUUACCAAAGUGGGGAAGCUGUUCUGCAGAACGUGCAGCAGUGAGGUCAAACAUAAAGGAAAUCGUUUACUGAAAAAACAUGCGGAGAAAUUGUCAGAAACACAUGGAGGUGAGACACAGGCUGCUGCAUCCCGGUCAGCUGCAGGAAAGAAUCAAGGUCAGAUGGUUUAAAUAUGCAGGUCAGGGUUAAUGAUUCAACUACAAUCCUAAAGAUAAUUCCCACAAUUUCAUCACAAAAACAUCACAACUUUCAUCACAAUAUCUUUGAAAAGCUGCUG
Micropterus dolomieu (smallmouth bass) is the source of this 1095-nucleotide messenger RNA. Its product is annotated as Alpha-aspartyl dipeptidase-like. The coding region runs from base 252 to 797 and encodes 181 amino acids. The record is from RefSeq and is a predicted model, not a curated record. The transcript has 6 exons. Lineage: Eukaryota; Metazoa; Chordata; Actinopteri; Centrarchiformes; Centrarchidae. Gene Ontology annotation, molecular function: serine-type peptidase activity. Gene Ontology annotation, biological process: proteolysis.